CUGACAAAUCCACUCUUCUUCACAUUCAAGCAGUCCAGUCAAACUGAGUCAAUAAAAAUUAGUUUAGAAAAAGACUUAACAUAAUCUUAAAUAAAGAUCCUUCUUACUCCACAUAACAGAUUAUACCCAGUUAGUUUACUUAUUUCAAUCUAUAAAAUUUUAAACCCCCCACAUUUCUUGAUAAAAUUUUAACUAUUCAUCUUCAUCUUCUUCCUCUUCAAUAAUCAUGCCCAUCAACUUUAUUUUUUUCUAGUUUAUCAUAAUAUGGAGGAACUUCUUUGCCAAGAAAAUGAGAGUUGUCUUGAAUUAGAAGAACAACAAGAAAAAGAUAUUGAUGAUUUAGACGUGUUCAUUGAUUUAAGAGACAAUGUUGGUGGUGAUGAUCAUUAUGUGGAAAUGUUAUUUGAGAAAGAGAUCCUCCAAUUUAAUAAAUUCAAAAUGGAAGAUCAAUCUUUGAAUAGUUUUGACAACUGGGUCCAAUUUUCUAGAGUGGAUGCUAUCACUUGGAUUCUCAGAAGCAGAGAAAUCUUUGGUUUUCGAAUCCAAACAGCUUAUUUAUCCAUCACAUACUUUGAUCUAUUCCUUUCAAGAAGGUCAAUUGAUAAGGAUAAAUCAUGGGCGGUAAAGUUAUUAUCAGUGGCUUGUUUGUCACUUGCUGCAAAAAUGGAGGAGGUAAAAGUGCCGUUAUUAUCAAAUAUUCAGAUUGAAGACUACAGUUUUGAAAGCAAAAUAAUUCAAAGAAUGGAGCUUUUGGUUCUACACACGUUGGAUUGGAAAAUGAUUUGCAUUACUCCGUUUUCUUUUCUUCAUUAUUUCAUUAUUAAAUUCAAGAACGAAUCGUCGUCGAGGCUUUUGGUAUCAAGAACUGUAGGAUUCAUGUUGGCUAUAAUCAAAGAGAUCAAUUCGAUGGAGCAGAGGCCAUCUGUUAUAGCAGCAGCAGCAAUUUUGAUGGAAUUGGAUCAUAAGCUAACAAGAAAAGCAUUAGAGUGCAAAUUAGAUUUCAUUUCUUUACCAGCAUUUCUUGAUAUCGAAAAUGUAUUUGAAUGCUACAAUCUAAUGCAAAAACUGGAAAUGGAGAAUCUUAAAACAGAAAGGACUGUAAAUUUACCAGGUUACUGGUCUACUUCAGUUUCUUCUGCUAUUAGCAGGACAAAGCGAAAACGACUUGCAUUCAAUGAUUCUGAUCUAGACUGUGGAUUACCUGAUGAAAAACGGCAACGAUAGAUUUUUUUUUCUUUUUCAAGGUUUUGCCUAAUAUUUUAGUGAUGGCAUACGUAUAAAAAAAUUAGAAAUGUUUCUUUGAUUGUAUUUCCAAUUAUUAUUGCUUCAUAAAUAUAUGAUUUUCGGAGUUGAUUUUUGAGAAGAAAAUAAUUAAAAAAGUGCUUGUUUA
This is a messenger RNA of Mercurialis annua (annual mercury), 1390 nucleotides long. Its product is annotated as cyclin-D5-1-like. Gene Ontology annotation, molecular function: cyclin-dependent protein serine/threonine kinase regulator activity. Lineage: Eukaryota; Viridiplantae; Streptophyta; Magnoliopsida; Malpighiales; Euphorbiaceae. Gene Ontology annotation, biological process: mitotic cell cycle phase transition; regulation of cyclin-dependent protein serine/threonine kinase activity. Bases 265 to 1224 code for a protein of 319 amino acids. The record is from RefSeq and is a predicted model, not a curated record. The transcript is spliced from 5 exons. Gene Ontology annotation, cellular component: cytoplasm; nucleus; cyclin-dependent protein kinase holoenzyme complex.